AAAGAAGAAAUAAGUCCUGAAUUAUCCAAAAGAACUAAUAGAAUUCUUGAACAUCAGUUCAUUCAGGAAUUAUCAUCUGACUAUCAGAAAUAUGCCAUAUUAUAUGAGUCAGAAUUUACGUUAGAUGAUCUUUUUAGGACAGAUUCUUUAGUAAAAAGAUUAAUUACUUAUGAAGUACUGCUUAAAAGUAAGAUCUAA
This is a messenger RNA of Funneliformis caledonium, 198 nucleotides long. NCBI's taxonomy places the organism in Eukaryota, Fungi, Glomeromycota, Glomeromycetes, Glomerales, Glomeraceae. The record is from the annotation of a GenBank genome assembly.